GCAAUGACUGGUUCUGUCUAACAUUCUGGAUCCCUUCGAUGAGAUCUCCAAUUGGUAACAUCAUAUCCGUGAAACCACAACCCGCCGCUCCAAUUCAUCACCCUGACCAGCUAUGGCAGUUGCAGAGGGUCGACUCGGAUAUAGCAAAGAACAACAUGCUCACCAGACAGAUGGCUACGGACGAUACAUCGACGUGCCCUUUGCUACCCUCGAACAUCAACUCCAUGCCGCUGCCCUUGGCGAUUGCACCGGCAUUACGGUGCUCGACCUCGGUGGCGGCCAGGGCCUGCGCGCGCGCCAGGUCAUCGACCACGGCGCUGCUGCAGUGGACGUUGUCGACUUGUCCCCCGAGAUGAUGCAGGCCGGUAAGAAGAUUGAGUCGUCAUUGGGUAGGAGCGAGGAUGUGAUCCACUGGAUUGAGGGCGACGCGUCGAAGCCGGAGAGCCUGGCGGCCUUGCCGCUGAGGUUCAAGGACGAAGGGUACGACAUGGUGAUGGCGAACUGGCUGUUCGACCACGCUUCCAGCAUGGAUACCCUGGACGGCAUGUUCCGGUCCGUGGUCGCGUAUCUGAAGCCCGGAGGCCGCUUCGUCGGCACCAGGGUCAUCCACGGCCAUACUUCCCCGGCUGCCACCACCGGCAAGUACGGAUACAUCUACAAAGACUUUGGGGAGAUCCCCAACGGAAUGGCCUAUCGCUACACCUUGUAUGUCAACCCUCCAGUCUCGUACGAUGGGGCGAGCAUGGAGGUGACAUACAACCCGGCUCUGAUCGGCGACUUCCACGCCAAGUACGGGCUGGAGGACACGGAGCUCGUGCCUUCGGCCAGAGCAAGCUGUACCCGAGAGGACCCGGAAUACUGGAAGCUAUUUGUAGACACUCCAAGUAUGGCGGUUGUAAAAGCUAGGAAGAAGGAGUGAGGUAUGAAAUGAUGCGAUCCGGCAAUCGCGAGAGUGCUCUAGACGGUGAUUGUGCGAGGAACAUCGGAGGGUCCGCAUAGCGAGCAUGUCAUGGUUAGACUGUGUUCCGGCCUUUAGAUCCAGCUGAAAUUUAUUGCUCUUGGCACGGUAAUGUAUGGUACUUGCCGAAGCCGUGGCUUCCAAGGUUGGACGGAGCCAAGAUAGCUCAAAUAUACACUGUUUUCGCACAAUUGGAAGUGGCUUAUUAGCUGGCGUGAAU
Messenger RNA from Diaporthe batatas, 1178 nucleotides. RefSeq lists its product as uncharacterized. The record is from RefSeq and is a predicted model, not a curated record. The transcript is spliced from 2 exons. NCBI's taxonomy places the organism in Eukaryota, Fungi, Ascomycota, Sordariomycetes, Diaporthales, Diaporthaceae. Gene Ontology annotation, molecular function: methyltransferase activity. The coding region runs from base 113 to 919 and encodes 268 amino acids.